GACAGCGGCGGGAACAGCAGCAGCAGCAGGAGGAGGAGGAGAGUGAGCGCAGCCUGGAGCCGCAUCGGACCGAGACCGAGAUGGCGAGGAAAGUGAUCUAUCCAUUAUAUCAACUUGGAAACCCUCAGCUUCGGAUAUUUCGAACCAACUUUUUUAUGACCCUUGUAAGGCCUGGGCGCGAGCAGCCAGAGAAUACGGUCCAGUUCAGGAUUCCUAUGGAGAUGACAAAGUUUGAUGUGAAGAAUUACCUGCAGAGCAUCUAUAGUGUCCCAGUGGCCGCAGUGAGGACCAGAAUUCAAUACUGUACUAACAAGAAGAGAAACCAUAAGAAUCAAAGGGUGAAGCGUCCUGAUUAUAAAGUUGCGUAUGUUCAGUUGGCCCAAGGUCAGACUUUCAAAUUUCCAGACAUUUUUCCUCAAAAAGAUCAAACUCCUGAACCAGGCUCUAUGGAAGAUAUCCAAAAUAAGUUUCUGGAAGAUGAGAAGCAGAAGCAGAAAGCAGACCCGCGGCGAGGAGGCGUCACUGAAUGGUUUGGACUUUAAGAGAAACAACUUUUCAAAAGUUGUUCAAGCUUUUUUUUAUAAAAGAAAAUAUUAUUUUCCAGAUAGCUUGCUGACCAAGCAUGAACUGAGUGUUUUGUUUUGAAAGUGUCAACUCGGCAGGUUUCAGAUGCCUCAUAUUGUUCAUUGUGAGGGGUGCAUCCUGUGGACAUACACUCAUCUUGUGUAAUGUUUGCUGAGCAACAGCUGCUCUGAACAAGUGAUUUGACUAGAUUCUUGUAAUCCAUCAUGAGGUGCUCUGUUGUAAGUUUGACUUUGAUUGAGCUUUGAUGUUUGAUGAUUGGAAAUCUGGUUGCCAGUAUUUGGCGCAAACUCCUGAGCGUUGUUUGUCAGGAUCCAGAACUGUGAAUCCUUUGGGAGCUGCGCAAAUGAGAAUGUAUAUGUAAACACGUGAGGGCACUCCCAGUAACGUCAACUAAUUUGACAAAAGGUUAAAUUCGACGCUGGUGGAACAAAAUGAAUUUAUGCGAAGGCCAGAUGUCAUUGUUAACAUAUCAUGCCUUCUGAAGAAUUUAUUGGAUUACUGUGUAUACUAUUUUUGACACACAAUCAAAUUUGUAAAUUGUAAUGGUGCAUUCUUAAUAAAGCAACAGUCUAAUAUAUUGUGAAA
This is a messenger RNA of Hemiscyllium ocellatum (epaulette shark), 1170 nucleotides long. It is a transcript of the gene mrpl23, whose product is annotated as mitochondrial ribosomal protein L23. NCBI's taxonomy places the organism in Eukaryota, Metazoa, Chordata, Chondrichthyes, Orectolobiformes, Hemiscylliidae. Gene Ontology annotation, cellular component: ribosome; mitochondrial large ribosomal subunit. The record is from RefSeq and is a predicted model, not a curated record. Gene Ontology annotation, molecular function: structural constituent of ribosome. Bases 81 to 542 code for a protein of 153 amino acids. Gene Ontology annotation, biological process: mitochondrial translation. The transcript is spliced from 5 exons.